Molecule: messenger RNA, 1146 nt
Organism: Cylindrotheca closterium
Lineage: Eukaryota; Bacillariophyta; Bacillariophyceae; Bacillariales; Bacillariaceae
Source: the annotation of a GenBank genome assembly
AUGAUAGCUACACCGUCGAAACAACCACGCCGGCUUGCUUGCUUUUUGAAUCGCCAACGAAAAGUCCAAAACUCUUGCCUUUUGCCCACUUGUCUUGCCGCUGAUGAAGCCUCGGCGAAAGCUACUUUCUCUUCAAUAGCUUCGGUCAAGACCGGCCUUUUCUUGGAUAACUUCAUUAGAUUCUAUUUUACCCUCACAAGAUUGCACCUCACACUCUCUCCCUCAACCCCAACUCUAGGUUGGACAAGACUCCCACUGCCGCCCCCUCUUGGCAUGCCGCCUAAACCACACUUGUGCGUGGGCUGCCAGAAAGGGUUCAGCCGCAAGGAGAUUGAGACGCGGCUUCAAUGCACAUUUUCUGCAAAGGGAUUUGGCCGAUUCCGUGCCUGUGGCUCCACCUAUCACCGAUGCUACAAGUCAGAACUGAGUAUCAUCCGUCAGUUUGAGACCAAUUUUGCCAUCCAAGUUCUGAAGCCCACCGCUCUGCUGGAGCCUCCUUCCGGACCUGAUAUCCCCCUCAUGUGGUGUCAGGAAUGGUACAGCCUCCGCCAUUCCACCAAGAAGCACAACCGAGGUGCACAAACUCCCAUCAGCUUUGGCACAGUUCAAGCCCUCCGAUCGGCAGCUUCCCAGUGGCUAUCUCUGGACUCCCUCAACACUCCGCAAAAUGCGUACAUGUCACAGGACAACAAAGUUCUCUACCAAGAUUGUCGACCGACGGAUAGUUUGUCAUUCCACUUGUUCGCAGAGGGAAUGGUAGCACGCAUGGGUGACUACUCCAGGCCUUCUGUGGCCCUCUUGGAUCGCCACAUUCAAGCUCUGGGUCGCUUCUUGGACCGCCAAUUCCAUGAAGCCACUUCUAACGUCCAAUGCCAAGACAUUGCUCUGGCGGGGCUAGCUAACCUGGUCCUUUGGCUGGGUUGGCUUUGCUCAGCUGAAUGCUUUGGCCUCAAUUGGGAAGACUGCUCCAUUCUGGAGCCUGAGGAUUAUGGGCAGGCGGACCUCCCAAGGAACUGUGGUAUGGUCACCUUCCGACUUAAACCAGUGACUAAAUCACAUCGGAAAAGAAAGUCAGGUCCCAUUGGUUGGCUUGCUUGUGUCACAUUAGGACAUGGCUCCGUCUGCUUAUGUCACGUGGCCACGUGA